GGCGUAACGUUGUUGGCUUUUGGAAACGGUGCACCCGACGUCUUCAGUGCCAUUACUGCUAUCACCACCGGCGAUCCUGAGGCACCUGAUGAAGGUCUGGGACUUGGCUUCCUCAUGGGAUCCGGUCUCCUGGUAAACACGAUCACUGCUGGUCUGAUAAUGAUCAUUCGACCCUUUAAAACUACCCGGCGCCCGUUCAUAAAGGACACUCUCUUCUACAUGUCAGCUGUUACCUGGAGUGCAGUUAUUCUUGUUCGUAGAAUGAUCUACCUCAGUGAUUCCUACUUUCAACAAACCAGAGCCAUAGAGUGGCAUACGAAGCGACCAUCCCUCUAUAAUUUUUCGAAACCAGUUGUUAAUUGGCUUUUGACAACUCAGGAUGAGGAGCCCUGCUGUUAG
Messenger RNA from Dibothriocephalus latus, 399 nucleotides. Lineage: Eukaryota; Metazoa; Platyhelminthes; Cestoda; Diphyllobothriidea; Diphyllobothriidae. The record is from the annotation of a GenBank genome assembly.